UGGAAGCUGAACCUUCGUCCAGAGAAUGUGGACCGAAUAUAAGAUCUUAAUCUUCUCCUAUCUGGUGGCAGAACUCUGUGCUGAGACCCAUUCUUUAUCACAAAGAGAAGUGGAUCCAGGACCAUAUUUCCCUCGAAAUCACACCAUUUCUGAAGGUGCUCGUCACAAAAGGGCCAUUUUCCGAGGGCAAUACUGUAGACUCUUUGGCUGUUGUGAAGACAGAGAUGAUGCCUGUGUCACUCCGUUCUAUGAAGUCAAUGCAUUGUGUUACUGUGACAGCUUUUGUGAAAGGGAAAAUCCUGAUUGCUGUCCUGAUUACAAGUCAUUUUGCCGUGAAGAAAAAGAAUGGCUUCCUCUCAAACAGCCUUUAGAUCCAGAAGGUUGCUCCAGAGGUAACCAACAUUAUGAAGAAGGAUCAGUAGUUAAGGAAAACUGCAACUCCUGUACAUGCUCAGGACAGCAAUGGAAAUGUUCCCAGAAUGUGUGCCUUGUUCAUCCGGAGUUAAUUGACCACAUAAAUAAAGGGGACUAUGGAUGGACAGCACAGAACUAUAGCCAAUUCUGGGGAAUGACUUUAGAAGAAGGGUUCAAAUUUCGCCUUGGCACCUUGCCACCUAGCCCUAUGCUUCUGAGCAUGAAUGAAAUGACAGCAUCUUUUCCUGCCAAAGCCGAUCUUCCUGAGGUUUUCAUUGCUUCUUAUAAGUGGCCUGGAUGGACUCAUGGUCCAUUGGAUCAAAAAAACUGUGCUGCAUCCUGGGCUUUUUCCACUGCAAGUGUGGCAGCUGACCGGAUAGCAAUUCAGUCCAAUGGCCGAUACACGGCCAAUCUCUCCCCUCAGAAUUUGAUCUCUUGCUGUGCCAAGAACCGCCAUGGAUGCAACGGUGGAAGCAUUGAUAGGGCUUGGUGGUUCCUGAGAAAACGUGGACUGGUAUCUCACGCAUGCUACCCACUUUUCAAGGACCAAAACACAACCAAUAAUAUCUGUGCUAUGGCAAGUAGAUCAGAUGGACGGGGGAAACGGCAUGCCACAAAACCAUGCCCCAACAGCUUUGAGAAAUCCAACAGAAUCUACCAAUGUUCUCCCCCAUACAGAGUCUCUUCCAAUGAAACAGAGAUUAUGAGAGAAAUCAUACAAAAUGGACCAGUUCAGGCCAUAAUGCAAGUCCAUGAGGAUUUCUUCUACUAUAAGACAGGGAUAUACAGACAUGUCAGCACAAAUGAAGAAUCAGAAAAGUAUAAAAAACUUCGGACACAUGCAGUUAAACUCACUGGAUGGGGCACAAUGAGAGGAGCACAAGGGAAGAAAGAAAAAUAUUGGAUUGCUGCCAAUUCUUGGGGAAAGUCGUGGGGAGAGAAUGGCUAUUUUAGGAUUCUUCGAGGAGUAAAUGAGUCUGACAUUGAAAAAUUGAUUAUCGCAGCAUGGGGCCAACUGACAAGUUCAGAUGAUCCAUAGCUAUCAAAUUCCCAUAAGGUCAUGCAUUUAAGAACUCAUUAAAUUGAAUUUUAGCAAUGUAAGAUUCUCUGCAUCAAUGGAAGGGUUGCAUUUUUGUUCUGUGCAUAGAACAGUCCUUAUUUUCUUAUUUU
Molecule: messenger RNA, 1584 nt
Organism: Chionomys nivalis (European snow vole)
Lineage: Eukaryota; Metazoa; Chordata; Mammalia; Rodentia; Cricetidae
Gene: Tinag
Product: tubulointerstitial nephritis antigen
Exons: 11
Coding region: 26-1453 (475 amino acids)
Biological process (GO): proteolysis
Cellular component (GO): lysosome
Molecular function (GO): cysteine-type peptidase activity
Source: RefSeq, a predicted model, not a curated record